Molecule: messenger RNA, 3429 nt
Organism: Pneumocystis jirovecii RU7
Lineage: Eukaryota; Fungi; Ascomycota; Pneumocystomycetes; Pneumocystales; Pneumocystaceae
Exons: 9
Coding region: 1-3429 (1142 amino acids)
Cellular component (GO): intracellular membrane-bounded organelle
Molecular function (GO): phosphatidylinositol binding
Source: RefSeq, a predicted model, not a curated record
AUGAAAGACGUAUCAUUGAAAUUUGUGUUUUUAUAUGUCAUAGUUUCUAUUCUAAUUGGGCUUAUUUUUCGUUUUUUCACUUUUUAUCAAAUUCUUAUUAUAAUUACUAUUUACUGUGCUUUAUUUCUAAUAUCUUUUCUUUAUGUAGCUUCCAAAUACCUUAAGAGAUCCAGAGUUAGGGACUACACAGAAGUAAUAAAACCUUUAGCGUUUACAAAACCAUCAGAAUGGAUAAAAGCAGUUGAAGCUUAUGAAAAAGAAAUGUCUACAGAUAACUUACGUUUACCAAUUCAUGACUCUCAACUUAUAUCUGAGGCAUUUGAUAAGAUUAUUACACUUAUUAUUCGUGAUUUUGUGAUGAGAUGGUAUAAAGAAAUCGCUCCUCAUGGUACUUUUCCUAUUGUUGUUGAAAAAACUAUUCGAUAUUCUUUAAUACAGCUUGGAAAUCGUAUGAAAAAUAUAGAUAUAGGAGAUGUUAUUGUUAGAAAGAUUAUACCAAUAAUUACCUCUCAUAUUGCAGAAUUUUCAGUUGCAGAUGCGAAAGUGCAACAUCUUGGCCUUAAACAAAACCUUACUGAUUUAACAGAAUUGAAUCUUGCUGUAGCAAAAAAGUACAACAAUGGAAAGCUUCAUCCAGCUGUUACAUUUUUUCAUUCAGGAAGUGUGAUUUAUCAGAAAGAUCAUCUCAGAAAACUGGUUGGCCGAAUUAUUGGUUUUAUAUUACCUGACUCUGAAUUGAACAGUAAAAUCGUUUUUACUUUAGUUAGAGAGAUUAUUUCGUGUGGUGUUUUAUCUCCCAUAAUAGAAUUAUUAAUAGAUCCUGAUAUAUUGAAUCAACUAAUAGAGACUAUUAGUAGUUCUAUAAUACGAGAACGAAAAAAGAUUAAACAUAUUAGAGAUGUUCUUAAAAAACAUUCAAUAUAUGAAAAAAUUGAGAAACAAAAAUAUACACCAAAGUUUUCAUUAAAUGAUAAAAUGUUUGAAAGAUAUAUACGUUUUAUAAAACAUUGUAAUAAUUUAUCUAAUUUAAGAAGAAUGAGGAAUGCUCUUGCUUUAGAAAACCAUAAGUUUCAAUCAAACAUAAAAGGUGCUUUAGCUAAGUUUCAAAAAAGUAAAUAUUAUUUAGAAAAACAAAUAGGGAUGUUGACAGGAAAUAUAAACAGUGAUUAUUCGGGUUUUGUUUUGCAAACUCCAGAAGUUUUGUUUGCUCAAAAAGAUGUCAAAUUAAUAGAAAUAUUGCAUAAUGUUUCAGGUUUAUCAUAUUUUAUGGAAUUUAUGGAUCAGAAAAAUAGAAUAGUCCUAGUUCAAUUUUGGCUUGUUGUGAAUGGUCUUAAUAAUCCCUUCGAUCACGAUAUUUCUUCAAAAAAUGAUCCAUUAGGUGCAAUUUCUAUUUUUCCUGAAAAUAUUAAUGUUAGAUUAUCAUAUAAGGAAGAUGUUUCUACUGUUUUUGAAACAUAUUUUUCAGAAAAUCUUUUAAAUAUAUCUGAAGAAAAUAAAAAUAUUGUUAAGGAAUUUAUUGAAUUACCUGAUAUGCCUGAAAAAUAUCAUAAUGCUAAAAUUGUUUUAUCUAAAAUACAGAAUGAAGUUUUUGAGAUUAUGCAAGAAAAGGAUCUUCCCGGUUUCAUAAAGAGUGAAAUCUUUUUAAAAUAUUUGACCACAAUAACAGAAGAAACUUCAAAAAAUUUCAAAGAUACUUCUCAAAAUCAUAUAUAUGAUAAUACAUCGACAAAAACUUAUAUGACACCAGAUUUUAAUUCUGAAUACAAUUCUAAUUCUACAUUAAGCAUUCCUUCUACUCAAAAUUCUAAGAAAGGAACAUGUACUAAUAAUGAUAUUGAUUUUGAUAUUUUACAAGAAGUUGAAACUGUAUUGAAUGAUAUUAUAGAUAGUGAUGAUGAUAAUCAGAGAAAAUGUAAAACAGAUACGAAUACAAAAAAUGCAGAUUUGUCUGGAAAUUCUUCAAAAAUAUCUCUUGAUUGUUUGAAAAAAUCUUUAACGACAGAAUCUUCUGAUUCUAAUUCUUUCGAUAACUAUUUAUAUUCUACAGAUAAAAAAGUUCGUGCUCCAUUGUUCGAAGAAUCCGAGCAGCUUGACAUAGAUUUAUCUUAUGAUAAUCAAAACAUUGAUGACUUAACUGACGCAGAUAUUCAUCAUGCAUCACCUGGUGAUCUAACUCUUUCUGAAGCUAUUGAUAAUAUUUCUCUUGAAAUUGAUAGUUUGAUUUCUGAAGAAUCGGUUCUUAGUUCUCUUAUAAAAAAAGCAGAACUUACUAAUAGUGUCUCUGAGCUUAAAAUUUUUAAAAAAUCAAUUAAAACCAUUCAAUCAGAAAUUCAUCGUAAAAAAUAUCAAAGGCAGCAAUAUAUAAUUCAGGAAAAUGAUAACUUGCUCUAUGGAAGAUCAAAAAUAUCUAUACCAACUGUAACAAUAGGAUUAGAAAUGGAUGGAUCUGAAUACACUUUGUAUAUAAUAGAAAUACAAAAGUUUGAUUCUUCUAAAGUGGUAACAGCAGGAUGGAUUCUUGGGCGCCGCUAUAGUGAAUUUUUUCAUCUUCAUCAAAGAUUAAAAGCACAUUUUCCAAAGGUGCGAAAUAUUGAGCUUCCAAAAAAAAGUGUUGUUUUAAAAAUGCAAAAAUCUUUUAUUGAAGGAAGAAGAGUUAUGCUUGAAAAAUAUCUUCAGACUUUAUUACAAAUUCCAGAAGUCUGUGCAUCAAAAGAGUUGCGUAUAUUCUUAUCUCAACAAAAUUCUACAUUACCGUCAUUACAGAAAGACCCUGACUCUACAUCUUAUUCAGAUCCACGAGAAAUUAUUGGAUAUAUUUUUAAAUAUUUUUCAGAAGGAGUAGAUGAUUUGCCACUUAAUUCUUCUUUUAUAGAUAAUUUUUCCGAAACUAAUCUUAAUAUAUUGGACGCAAUAACAAUAAAAGAAAAUAACAAGCCUCCUGUUAACCAACAAACUCAGAAUUUAAAAGUUUUAGAAAACGAUGCAACAGCAUUUACAAAACCAGUAUGCGAUUUGUUUUUGGAAAUCUUUGAUCUUAAGAAGUCAAAUAAUUGGUUAAAAGGCCGUGCAAUUAUUAUAAUAUUACAACAAUUGUUAGGAGGUGCUAUUGAGAGAAAACUUCGUGAAACUUUGCGACAAGCCUUUGAAGAGCAAUCUAUUUUAAACAUACUUGAAGUAUUAAGGAAUACCUUGUGGCCAAACGGAGUAUUAAUAAAGAAUCGUCCUUUAAGAUCUUAUGAAGAAAAAAUAAAAACAAGGCUAGAAGCUGGUUUUUUAUUUUCUGCUAUAUUUCCUAGUUAUCUGCCUGAUGUUGCACACAAAAAAUUAUUCAAUAUAUUGCAAAAUUCUUUGUUAAAUUCGCAUUUAGUAUUCAGUAUUUUUGAUGAAAUUAUUGAAAUUAUUUUUCCUGAAAUAAAAGAAACAACUUAG